Messenger RNA from Dunckerocampus dactyliophorus (ringed pipefish), 8035 nucleotides. Its product is annotated as inositol-tetrakisphosphate 1-kinase-like. Gene Ontology annotation, biological process: inositol trisphosphate metabolic process. The transcript is spliced from 11 exons. Lineage: Eukaryota; Metazoa; Chordata; Actinopteri; Syngnathiformes; Syngnathidae. Gene Ontology annotation, molecular function: inositol-1,3,4-trisphosphate 5-kinase activity; inositol-3,4,5,6-tetrakisphosphate 1-kinase activity; magnesium ion binding. The record is from RefSeq and is a predicted model, not a curated record. The coding region runs from base 6522 to 7514 and encodes 330 amino acids. Gene Ontology annotation, cellular component: cytoplasm.
UGUGUGUGACAGUCACACACUCACACAUAAACACACACGCAUGCACAGAGUUCAGCCGAUUUAUCAUAAUAUGCUUUAUCUGAAAAGUAAGUAUCUUACCUCGGGAUAAAGGGAGGAAAGAGGGGUUUGUGGCCAGAUUGACAGAGGAAGGGUGGAUGGAGAGAAUGGAGCGCUGGCUGCACAUGCAUGGGAGACACACAGAGGGACUUUUCUGGCAGGAUCCAUCACUUUUCAUAAGGUUGUCCUUUGCGAUGCGGCGCGAGACACAAGACUGAGGGGACGACGGACAAACACGCAGUCAACAAGGCCAGAAGAUGCAACACGCGUGUGCGCGCUUGUUCCAUUUGUGUCAAGAGGCCAUGUGAGCUUUAUGCAGCUCAGCAAAAAACUGCCUUUCACCUUUGGAAUUCAGGUGAUACGCUGCUAAAAAGCACGUUUCUUCCAUAAUAAUACAAGUUUAUUCUUGUUAAAUUGCCACUUUUGUUCUUCAUUUGAUUAUGGCUUUUGUUCUUAAUAUUUUGACUUUAUUCCCAUAAAAUUACAGCUGUUUUUUUCCAUUUCUGCUGGGGUUUUUUUAUUUUCCAACUAUUUCAUUUCAGUUUUCCUCUUGUAAAUGUUCUUCUCGUAAUUAUAACUUUAUAUCUUUUACAACAAUAAUGUAUUUUUUCUUUAUUUUUGUUACUAAAAUGAUAUUUUUCCUCAUUUUACAAGUUUAUUCUCAUAGAAUUACAAGUUUUUCUCAUUUGAAAAUUGUUCUCUUAACAUUUUUGACAUAGCUAGCUCUGGUCAAAUUUUUGCUGUUGAUUAUUUUUUGUAUAAUUUUCCAAAUAUUUCAGCUUCCUUCUCCUAAUAUUUUGACUUUAUACCCACGUUACAGAUUUCCUUCCAACCCAAGUUUCCAAAAAUGACAACUUUAUCAUUGUUUUUGACUUUAAAAACAAAAAUACAACUUUUUUCCUUUAAUAUUUCAACUUCAUGCUACUAAAAUGACAUUUUUCCUCAUACUAUUACUUUAUUCUUGUGAAAUGACCUCUUCUCUUUAUAUUUUGAUUGAUUUUCCCAUUUUUGCUGCUGUUGUUGUUGUUUUUAAGUUUCCUUGUUGAAUUACAUCUUGAGACUCUGCUGCGGGCCGAUAAAAUCACAGCCGCGGGCCGCAAAUGGCCCCCGGGCCGCACUUUGGACACCACUGCUCUGCACCCUGCAUCCCCGUCACCCAGCAAGCAUAAAGUGGAUUCCGUGGAGCAUUAAGCUAGCAGCCUAUUCAUGUAACUUAGAGCAUCUUGCACUCGUAGCUUUAAGGAGACUAGCGGGGAUCUUUUCCCUGUCACUGAUACGCACCUCUUAGCCUAAUUCUGCUGUGUCUGAGGCGACGAUGCAGCGUCCCUCUUCUCCAUCCCAGGCAAACACACACCCAAAUCCAUUCGUUUGUUCCCGUGAAAUAACUGGAAUUCAUAUUGAUUUUGUCAUUUCAUUUGUGCGUACUUACCUUCUACAGGGAAGUACAUUUCAGUACGUUCUGUUCUACGGUCGAAGAAAUAAUGACACAAAAGAAAUAGAAAAACCAAAAUGUAGAAUAAUAGAUCUACUUGCAUCGGGGUACGGAAGGAUCCUGAAAGGCGUUAUGCUACGUUAUCUGAAUAAGACCUUGAGAGUUUCUGUCAUUUUCACUCAGCGCAGGGAUGUCCAAAGUGUGACCCGGGGGCCAUGUGCGGCCUGGGGCUUCUUUACAUUGUAACAAAAAAAAAACAUGAAAAAAUGGAAAAAUAGUGCAACAAGGCGCAAUGCAAAGAGAAAAAGUUGAAACGUUUACUACGCUAACAACUAAUAAUAACACAAAUCCAUCUUCUACCGCUUCCUCCAAUUAGCGCCGCUUGAGAGACACGGUCUCGCCAAAGUGUCCCGGGUUUUCCGGGAUACAUAAAUGUCUAUAAAAAUAUAUAUGUAAUCAUUUUUUUAGCCUUUUUCUCAAAAAUAAUUCAUUCAUUAUGUAUGAAUGAAUGUAAAAAGAAUACAAAUCAAUAAUAACCUCAAUAAUGUAUGGAAGAAUAUGAAAACAGCUUCCCACAUGCUCUGAUGUUUCAGUGUGCGCCCCUUGGUGGAAAAAGUUUGGACACCCUUGCCUUAACACCCCAAAGUGCAGCCUGGGUGGUCGUUUGCAGCCCGUGGCUGUUUUUUUUAUUGGCGCAAGCUAACAAUAUGGCUUAACAGGAAAAAAAAACAAAAAAAUGACAGCAAAAACGGGAGAACCAGCAGCGAUUUCACAAGAAUAAAUAAAAUAUUAGGAGAAAAAGUUGCAAUCUAUUGAAAAAAGUAUGAGGGAAAAUAAUGUCAUUUUAGCAGCACGAGGUUGGAAUAUUAAAGAAAAAAAUACCUUUUUUUUUAAGUCGUAAUACGACGUAAAACAAAACAAUGAAUUAGUUUGCGGGAAAAUUAUGUUAUGGGAAUAAAGUGUAAAUGUUAAGAGAAAAAAGUUCAAUUUUUUUUAGAAUAAACUGUUAAUAUGAGGAAAAAUAAUGUCAUUUUAGGAGCAUAAAGCCGAAAUAGAAAAGAAAACCAUUCUUUUUUCAAGUCGUAAUAUUAUGAGAAGCAAAGAAAACAUAAUAAAAUUGUCAUUUUGGAAAAAUUAGGUUGGGAAAAACGUUAAUAUUACAGGAAUAAAUUCACUCUAUGAUGGGAAUAAAGUUAUAAUAUUACGAGAAGAAAAUGUAUGAAGAUUAUUUGAGAAGAACUUUAAAUAUUUUUUAAAAAGGGGGUGAAAAAAAGACUGAAGUUCAUACGCUACUUUGUGUGUGUGCCGCAGGUAAGUAAAGUGUUUGUUAUGCACGUGCGUGCGUGCGUGUGUGUGUGUGUGUGUGUGUGUGUGUGUGUAUUAGUAUUGGAAAAAAACAUGCACACCUGAUUUUGAUGAAUAAAGCACAAAAUUUGACUCGUGUGUUGUUGUCUGUCCGUGUUUGACUUCAUGCUUGGGUCACGUUGUGUUGUUUUGUGUACUGAAGUAGAAGACAUCCUGGUGGUCCACAUUAAUUGAACAGGACACUGAACCGUAACCCCAAAUCCAAGUGUGGCACACUCACAUAAUAGGUCAUGUUAGGGCUAACACACACGUACACGCACACGCACACGCACACGCACACUCACACAAGGGCAGUUGUCUCGAGAGUCAAAAUAGAUGUACGCUUUGUUUGUGGCAAACAGACACACAAACAGUGGUUUAUGUACACAAUCGGUACACAACAGCGCCAUCUAUUGACCAGAGGAGGCAUCUUGAGGGAACCUGCUGCUGUGGGUAAGAACGGGCGGACACCAGCACGUUAUCGUGUCACGAUAGAACCAAGUCAUCGUAGAGGAGUCCAGCACGUGUGCUGACACUUUUUGACUCGUGCUUGCUCCUCGGGGAACACGGAAGACAGACGACGGCAAAGACAGCUUCACACACGACUAAUAAACAUGUCGUUAAAUGUGGACAGCGCGUCUCAAGCAAAAUAUGUUUACGGUGUUUCUAACAUUCCAACGUGAGGCUUCCAGGCCAGACCGGGUCCACCUGCAACCUCGCCUUCUUCUUGGCAAAGCUCCAGUGUGACACCGCUACGUUCUCAGCUGCACACAAUUCCAGUCCCAGCAUCCCGCCACUGUUUGGCACUCUGGUAGCUGGCCUGACGUCAGUUGCUGAGUCACAAAUGCAGCAUACAUUUUUACCUCCUUUGCCUCCUUUUUAUCUGUUUGUUUGCCUGUGCUCAAAAUAACUUGAAAACUUCGGAAUGGAUUUAAAUGAAAUUUUCAGGAAUUGUCGGAAAUGGGAUAUGGAAGACCUGAUUAAUGUUUUGGCGGUGAUCCGGAUCACCGCUUGGAUCCAGGAAUUUUUUAAAAAAGGAUUCUUUAACAUUGUGAGAUCGGACCAUUUUCGGCAUUUGUGCACAUAAUUCCACAAAAAAAAUGGUCAGAGCACUUGUUCGGGACAUUGAGCCUUCCCGGUACAUUGCGCUAUCAUGCUAGGUGUUAGCGUGCUAACCUUAUCAUGUUAACAUACUAAUAUUAGCCUAGCAGCAUUUUUUGCCAUUUUCAUAGGUAGACAUUACAUGAACACUUAGCACUGCCAUGAUAGGUGUUAGCAUGCUAACAUUAACAUAUUAGCAUUUUAAGCCAUCUUCAUGGGUAGACACUAUUAUGCUAGGUGUUAACAUGAUAACAUUAGAAUGUUAGCAUUGCUAGCAUGCUGAUAUUAUCAUAGUAACAUUUUUAGCCAUUUUCAUAGGUAGACAGUAUUAUGCUAGGUGUUAUCAUGCUAACGUUAGCAUGUUAUCAUUGCUAGCAUGCUAACAUGAGCAUACUAGCAUUUUUUGCAAUUUUUAUAAAUAUGAACUUAAUCAGAUACUUAGCGUUAGGUGUUAGCAUGCUAAAGUUAGCAUGUUAGCGUUAACAUAAUUACACUAACAUAAUUAUACUAACAUAAUUAUACUAACAUUUGUAGCAUUUUCAGAAGUAGGCACUUUUACAAACACUUAGCGCUAUUAUGCUAGGUGUUAGCAUGUUAGUAAUGUUGGCAUUCUGUAAGUCAUUCAAACCCUUCCAUAGUAUGUUUUCACGGUCAAGGAAUGUAAAUAUGUAGAUAAAAUAAAUGUAGGACUGAUAUUUAUGGUGUAAAUCACAUUAUGGGGGCAACUAUGGCGCUUGGCUGUGGUCUGCGCCCUCUGAGUGCUUUUUUAGUUCAAUGCGUGCAUGAAGUUGGUUACGUUCAUGAUUAUAAUUCUUGAUCAGCUGGAUCCAAUGAAAGCCUCCAAUACAAGAUGUUCCAUCUGACCUCGAUAAGCUGCUGGUUAAAGUACAGGUCUAUUGGACUGCAGCGUCAGCAGAACAUUGUUGCAUUGCAACAACGCUUUCAGGCUUCACUGCUUCACGUCAUGCUUUCAUCGUAACGCAUGAUUAAUAAUCAUCGAAGCAAAUAGCAGUGAUAGGAUUUCACUAGUAGUGACCGACUUCAAAGCUCAUAGGCGACCAGAGGUGAGGGUGGGAAAAUACUGGAAAUCUUCACCGCGACGGUCCGGUACAGCGACCGCAUUGCUGCAGACGCUGCGCCGAUCCGCCUGCCGACCUCACGCUCCAACCUUCCCUUACUCGUGAAGACGACCCAAGAUACUGGAACUCCUCCACCUGGGGCAGAACCACAUUCCUAACCCGGAGGGGGCAGUCCGUCCUUUUCCAACUGAGAACCAAGGCCUCAGAUUUGGAGGUGCCGAGUCUCAUCCCAGAAGCUUCGCACUCAGAUGCAAACCGUCCCAGUAAACGCUGAAGGUCACAGCCCGAUGAGGCCAUCAGCACCACAUCGUCUGCAAAUAGCAGAGACCAGAUCCUUUCUAUGGGACUGGAAUCCCUCGACGCCUUGGCUGCGCCUAGAAAUUCUGUCCAUGAAAAUGAUGAACAGCAUCUGUGACAAAGGGCAGCCUUGGCGGAGGCCAGCGUUCACCGGGAACAGGCUCGACUUACUGCUGGCAAUGCCAACCAGGCUCCUGCUCCGGUUGGAGCAUAAUGCGUUCAUAAUGCGAGAGCCACCAUGUGGCUCUCGCAUUAUGAACUGAAAACUUAUGAAAAGCAGGCCUGCAGGUGCCUCGUGGACGAGGGGGGGCUCCCUGGUGCCCACGGGCACCACGUUGGCGAGCGCUGGGCUACAUGAUAUGAAAGGGGAACCAUAAAAUUUAGACAAAACCAUUUGAUGUACUUUUUCGAAAUCACUGGUGAAACUUCGAGGACCAGGCGCCUUCUUUACGGAGACUUCGGAUGCAAGAGCCGGUUUCCUCCACCGCCGCCACCGUCCCACCAUCCAGUCCGACAAAUCCCACCACGGUUCGGGCUAUCACGGGCGCGUGUCCCGAAAACUCACCACACGCUGCCAAGUGCACCAAACUAAAGCUUUUUAAGGCGUGUUUUGCAUCGUGCAAAACAACGACAGGAAGUCCCACACGGCAGACAUGCUUGCUUUGGCUUCGUGAAGGGAAAGUAGGCGCUAUAGGCUGGCUGCAGCAAAGGGGGCGGAGCUGAUCGGGGAAGGGGAUCGGCUUUUUCACGGAAAUCGUCCGAUCGGUGGCCGCUCUAUCAGAGCACCCCUACGUUCUCUUCUUUUUGCAGUUUUGAGUUAUUGUGGGUUUUUUCUCUCACGGACGGUACCAACAGUUUUAUCCACGUCCGACGGCGUCUCACCAGCCUUGGGGCGUAGAUGGUUGAACCCAUGACAAACAUUUCCACACAUCAACUCAAUCCAAGAAACACUUUCACUUUGUGAGCGUUUUGUGCUUAGUUGAGAUGUUUUCACUUUCUCUUUCUCUCGUUCAUUCAGCGUAAUCCCAUGCAGCAAUGAGGCGGCUGUGUUGGUCCACUGCCGCAUGUGUGUGUGUGUGUGUGUGUGUGUGUGUGUGCGCGUGUGUGUGUGUGCUGGGGGUGUAGGUGGCCGAGGCGAGGGAUAAGAGUGUGGGCAUCCCACUCUUGCUGUCCAUCUCUGCUGUCGGUGGGUCCCAAGAGAGGAAAGCCAAAUGUCGCGCCGCAGAGUGGGCUUCUGUCUCAGCAAUAAGAAACGCAGAAGAAUGAAUCUGGAUGCCUUCGCAGAGCUCUGUGCGGGCCACGGAGUGGAGGUGGUGGAGAUUGAUCUCACCCAGCCACUGGGCCCCCAGGGGCCCUUUGAUGUCAUCGUUCACAAGCUGUCCGAUGUCAUCGUGGAGGCGGAGCACGACAGCCAAUCGCAGCAGCUCCUGGCCAACUUUCAGAACUACGUGUCAACUCACAGCAGCACGGUUCUCCUGGACCCCCUGCCUGCCAUGACGCAGCUUCUAGACCGCUUUGCCUCUUACCGGAUCAUGAGCAAGCUGCACAAUUCACUCCGAGACUGGCGCAUUUGCAGUCCUCCGUACCUUGAGGUCCACAGUGCCCGCGAGAUGCCAUCCAUUCAACAGGAAGUGAUGACCCAGAACCUGAGCUUCCCUCUCAUUUGUAAAACGAGAGUGGCACAUGGCUCCCUGUCCCAUGAGAUGUCGCUGAUCUUCAGCGCAGCGAGUUUGGUGGCGAUCCAUCCUCCGUGUGUGCUCCAGAGUUUUGUAAGCCACGGUGCCGUCCUGCACAAGGUGUUCGUGGUCGGAGACAAACACUUCUGCGUGGAGAGGCCCUCACUCAAGAACUUCCCCUCCGGCCCAUGCGACAGAAAGACCAUCUUCUUCAACAGCCAUCAAGUGUCCAAACCAGAGUCGAGCUCUGACCUCACAGCACUGGAUGAGCAGAUGCCGUGCCUUCCCCCUCCCAGCUCGGAGGCUGUAGCCGCCCUGGUCAGAGAACUCCGCGUUCAGCUUGGCAUGGCCCUGUUUGGCGUGGAUGUCAUCAUCAACAUUCACACGCACACGCUCACCGUCAUUGACAUCAACAUCUUCCCAGGUUAUGAGGGUGUGCCCCAGUUUUUCUCCUCUCUGCUGAGCCACAUUGAGUCUGUGCUGGACAAGAAAGCUCCUGGUAGCUCCCCUGAGACCACCCAGCAUUAGGGCUUCCCUCCACCGAUCAGAACACGCAACGUCCGGUAUCGGCUUCACGCGUCUAUCUUGUCAGCGUUGUGCUAGAAAGCGAUUUUGAUGUGGACAAACUGUCAGUAAAUGUGUUUCAUAUACUUUUAUUGAUUGACAGGUAGCGUAGAAGACACGGCAGUCACAAAAUACAGCACUUUUAGUGAGCAGUAAUAUUACAAAUUGUCAUUUGUAGUGAUUUGAAAUGUCUUUCUUCUGUCUUGCUGUUUUUUUCAGAUACACUUUGCACUUCAGUACAAAACAACAAGUAGAUUAACAGUUGUUAAAUCGUGAAAUGAACAAACAUCUCAUCUUUGGAAUGGACAGUACUAAUAUUGCCACUACUUUCUCUCUUGGCUGUGUCGAAAAUAAAAAGAUACAUUUGCACGAGCAGCGCACUUUAGUGACUUAUUAAAAUACCUGCUAUAUUUGCUUGCUGAAUUAUUAUUUCUUAUUGCAUUCUACGUUGUGCUAUUGCAGAUUACGUGUUCUCUGUUGGCGAC